UGAUAGGAAUUUAAAGUAUUCUACACGCUUUAUCUAAAGCUUGAAAACGAUCAUGUCUGCAUCAUUCUUCGGUUUGCUCUGUUUCGUCCUUACUGUUGCAUUUGUAACAAAUGACAAAGUGGAAGAAAUUGAAAAAUUAUUGAAAGAAAUCUGUACAGAGGACGAAGAAAUAGAAAAAUGUGUAAAUGGUAUCAAAUUUUCAAAAGAGUAUCAGGAUGUAGCUAAGAAGUGCUGCGAACAGCCGUCUUUAGAUGGGGAUGGUCUCCAGAAAUCUCUUUGUGAAUCGGACUUAGAAACUUUGUUAGAGUGCUACAAAUGCGUUGAAGGAAAAUUAGGACCAGAGACUGUUAAAGAGUUCCAGCCUUUGAUGGACUGUGCUAAAAAAGAGAGAAAAUAAUGCAAUUUCUACAAAUCUCAAAGUACCGACAUUUUAUGAAUUAAUUAAUGGCUAUUCAACUGCUAGUUCAAGUUUAAUAUUUAUCUUGUUUAUUUCUAUGUGUAGUGAAAAAUAAAUGAAAUAAACUAGUUUAUGCAUGCA
Messenger RNA from Parasteatoda tepidariorum (common house spider), 538 nucleotides. RefSeq lists its product as uncharacterized. Lineage: Eukaryota; Metazoa; Arthropoda; Arachnida; Araneae; Theridiidae. The record is from RefSeq and is a predicted model, not a curated record.